GAGACUAACAGAACUUUUCUUUAAUUCAUCCAGGAUGGAGAACCCUUGAGUUGUAACUUCAUUCCAUUGGAUAUAAAAUUAGAUAACUGGGAAGAUUUACCAGAAUAUUUUCAACAAAAACAGAAUCGUUCAUUGAUACUGAGGUUUGUGAGAGAGUGGAAUAGUCUCACAGCCAUGAAGCAAAGAAUUAUCCGGAAAAGUGGUCAGAUAUUUUCGAGACCCAUUCUUGCUGCAGAAGAUACACUGUCUCAACAACAGGCUAAACUUGGCUGUACCAAACGGUACAUGACGAAAGAAGAUAUCACCAAAGCUUCAAUAAAGAAAGUGGACAGUAGUGGGGGCAGUGUUCGUUUAGUUACCAAACAAUCUGCAGUUCCCUUAAAAAUCCAUACUGACUCUGCUGGUGAAAAGGACCAACAUGCUGCAAAUUCAUCUUCAAUAGAUGGAAGUUGCCCAGUUUCCAGUUCAGUUCUGAGUCAAUGUGAUGCUUUUGAGGAGACCUGUGCAGGGAAAGGCUACUUGCAGGCUGUAGACGUUGAAGGGAAUCCACUUUGCCUCAGCUGCCAGAAACCAACCACUGUGCUUCAUCCGACAUCUACCUGGGACACACGAUUUUGUUCUCAUAAAUGCCAGGAUGACUUCUUAAUUCGUUCAAGUCAAAGCUACAUGAGAGCACAAGUAUUUGAAAUAGAACAUGGUGUUUGUCAAAUAUGUAGCCUGAAUGCUCAGGAACUGUACCUCACUGUCAGAGAUGCCCCAAAGAAUCAACGUAAAAGUCUUCUGGAGAGCUCUUGGAUGUCCAGGCUUCCUCUCACACAGUUGAAUGAAAUUAUCCUGAACCCAACUGAAGGUCACUUCUGGCAGGUGGAUCAUAUCAAGCCAGUUUACAGUGGGGGAGGACAGUGUUCUCUAGAAAACCUUCAGACAUUAUGCACAGUUUGUCACAAAGAGAGAACAGCAAAACAAGCAAAGGAAAGAAGUCAACUGAAGAGACACAGUCUGUCUUCAAAAUAUGGGUCUGACAUUACUAGAUUCUUUGUGAAACUCUAAAGUCAGUCACUGUAUAUUAAAGGUUGUCUACAGCAUGAACAUUUUAAUAAAAAUCAUAUACUCUGACAUGCUAUUGAACUUCUGUAAUAAGGAUCACUGUUAUGUACUCUCAGGUGUUUUUAUGCAUCAGUUUCACAUUUAGAUGAAGCAGAUUAAUAGUUAUUAUACAGUGGUUAGAGUUCUUAAUUUCAUAAUCUAUGGAAUUUGUUUUAUUCUUAAAAAAUUGUAAAUACAUUAAAACCAAUGUGCUACUCUACAGCCUAAUAUCUAUCACUUUAUUGCUAUAACUACAGGCCUCUGCAAAUCAUGUGGAUGGUAUCACCAGAUCUUCUGAAGCUGUUAUAUAAAACCUUUGACCUAUAAACCAUGGAAUUACAAUUUUUGAGCUAUUAACACCUAUGAACAUUAUCCAUUCCAUGGAAUCAAUUUCCAAAUGCAGUACUACUGUGUUGCUGCUAUAUUCAGACUCCAUUCUUACAUCAAGUGCCUAUGCUAAAUAGAUUUUGCCAUUUUGGAGUAAAGCAGAUGUUAGGGGUAUAUGCUCAGUAUAUACCAAGCCCCAUAAGUACCUGAAAAAUACCUUUUCUAAUCUGAUUUGGCUACUGAUUUAAUAUCGGCUGUUAUUCAGGCUCAGCUUCACUAGCUGAAGUGGUGCGAGUUCAUCCACCUUCCAGGCUCCUCAGGCACAGCUUGGUCUUGCAAAAGCCAUUUAAAGGGAAAAGUCCCUUUAAAUGGCUUUUGCCAAACCAUCCACAUGACUCACAGAGUUGUGCCACCACCACAGCAUGACUCUGAGUCAAGCAUUUAAACUUUAAUUACCUUCCCUCCCGAGUCGUGGCAUGCCUCAGCAAGUGAAGGGGAGGCAUUUAAACCGGUCAGCUGACAGGUAGACCUGCUGCGCUGUUCGGUUUAAAUGGGAGGAAGCCAUUCGCAGUGCUCCCUUUUGCUCCCCCCACUCCAGAGUGGGGGGGGGGAGCAAAGCAGAGUGGUUUAAUGGCUUCUUGCCAUGUAAAGGGAGCUUCGCCAAAUAAAUUCAGCAAUACCGAUUAUUUCCUGAAUCCCAAUA
This is a messenger RNA of Gekko japonicus, 2116 nucleotides long. Its product is annotated as DNA annealing helicase and endonuclease ZRANB3-like. Gene Ontology annotation, biological process: DNA repair; replication fork processing. Gene Ontology annotation, molecular function: endonuclease activity; nucleic acid binding; zinc ion binding. The annotation marks the transcript as partial. Gene Ontology annotation, cellular component: nuclear replication fork. The record is from RefSeq and is a predicted model, not a curated record. NCBI's taxonomy places the organism in Eukaryota, Metazoa, Chordata, Lepidosauria, Squamata, Gekkonidae. The transcript is spliced from 6 exons.